CAUAAAAAUGCAUCGCAUAAUGAUCGUCAUGUUGAUCUCGCAUAGUUUUCGUCUUCUCGACUUCGCCAGAUUUGGCAAAUGUAAUUGAGCAACGUUGUUUUACCUGUUUCUGCUGAGGUGGUGAGCUAAACUUCACGGUAUAUCGAUUGUAACUUGGCUGUCCUCGCUUAUUGCACUGCAAGCCAUGGAGAGAUGACACUCGAUUCAACUGGUAAUUUCUUGAGACACCACAUUCCAACCUGACAGUCUUGUUGAGCGCCAUUAACCUCCCGUCUUGAAACGUAAGGAAAUACUUGAGUGGGGGGAGAAAAAUAAUCACCCAAUCUGCCCAAAAGAAGUUACAGAAGAACAGAAGUUAUCUGAAGCACAGUGACACACUUUGCACAUGGCGUCGCCAGUCAUGUCCAUGACACUCCCGCCCUUAGCCAACCUGCCCCAGUGGCAGCGAGUGCAGUCCCUGGACAAGGCCCGCUACCCACGCCCCUUCCUCAAAGACCAGAUCCCCGUCCUGCCCCCAACCAACUCCAGUGCUGCCGCCUCUUCCUCCCUUGUGCUCCACACCGACAGUGAGAUCCUGGACACCAGUGGGUCAGAUGCGGUGGACCCUGCCCAGAGGCUGCACCACAUGGAGCGCAGCAUGGAGUUUCUGAAGAGGCAGCAUCACGAGGUGCUGGUCAGUCUCCACCAGGAGAUCGAUGAGUUGAAGAGGGAAAAUAAAGAACUGCAAUUUAAAGUUAUCAUGGCAAGGACUUCAAGCCCAAAGAAAGAAUCGUCAAGUUCAUCAAUCAAGUCUGAAGGAGAACUUGUGCUUGGAAAUAGCCAGUUACAGGCUCAAAAAAUUGACCAGCUUAAGAUGCUGUACAUGGAGGACAAAGUGAAGGAACUCACAGUGGCUGUCCAAGAUGCCAGGGGUCGGAACUCUUACCUCCAAAGGUUACUCAAAGAUGCAGUGGAGAAAAGGCCACCCAGUCAAGAAGCAGCCCAGCAAACAAGUCCCGCCGAGCAGAACCGCCCCAGCCCACCCGUGCCGGUCAGCAUGGACCCCUUGAAGGUCCAGGGCCCCGGCGACCCCCAGCCAAGGGCCCCGACAUUGGAGGAGUGUGGGGUCAUCAUUCGGCACCUGCAGGAGCACGGCGACAGGCAGUCCCGAGAGCUGUCCCAACUGAAGUCAGAUCUGAAAGAUGUCUUGUACUCCCACAAGUGGACACCCGAUGCCUACCUACUUGCUAAGGCCUAUGUGGCCGACGAGGACCCCAGUGCUGGGGACAGCAAACUGCCCAGAAUAUCUCUCAAGAAUCAAAGCAAAAAGAUACCAGAGGCAGCAUUCAGCCAGACAAGCUUCUCCCUCCCUCCCCUAACCCAGACCAUGGGCAACAAGGUGGCUGAGCGGCAGAAGAGGGUGGAGGCGGUGAAGCGGGCACGGCAGCAACGUAAAGAGGUCAUCCUAUGACGUAGCGGAAUUGUUCAUCGUUAACCUCCUGAAUAUCAUGUGCAUUCUUAUGGUAAAUUUUGUGUGGAAGAGAGCCAGUUCAAUCACAGUGUUUAUUAACGAAGCCAACUAUCUCUGCAUCAGUACUCAUGAGGACAAAAUGACGGUCAGAUGAAGACUCUUUCGGACCAUUCUCUCAGGCAUGUGCCUUAUCCCGGGUCAGCUGAUUUCCCAAUUUACACGUACAAGCCAGUGCACAAUGGAAUUUCCUGAUAAAUUUGAUACCUCACCGUUGCAUGCCUAUUUGUACCUGUUUCCUUACAAAUGUCGGUGAUAGGACUUACACUGACGACUGAUUUUGAUAAAUUAAAAACUAAACGCUAACAGUGUCUAAACACCUGAUGUCCAAUUUUAUCCGUUGCAUUUCUUUUUUCUGUCUCUCAUGGAGGCCUGGGCAAAUGUAAGAGACCUCGGUUGAAGUAACAUAAAUUGACCGGUCCUUUAGUUCUGCCCAUAAGCUCUGUGUAAUAGCCUUCCCAAGUGAUUAAAGUGGCCGCUGUAAUGUUCAGCUACUGCCUUUAAAUCAAGCAGCCUGUCGUUUGUGUCUUUCCUCAUCUAUUCAUAAAGUGUGAUUGAACUGGCUCUUGUGGCAAGACUCUUGUCCAGAGAGGCAUUGUCCCUUUUGUUUUCUACCUGCAGUGCUGUUCCUUAUAUUUAAUGCAGUGACACAAGCAAGUACAUGUGCAAGCGUGAAAUGGUGCUUGAUUUCAUUCCAGGUCUUGGGGAAAAGACCCAGUCCUGUUGGGAACACUGCUUGUUCCUAAUUGUGGCAAUAUAACGUGCCCCGUUCUCAUCCUGUCCUCGCCCUUUACUCCAGGCGUAGAAGAUUGCCUUGAUAUACUUGUACUACAAGCAUUGUUAAGUGAGCGUCUGGCUUCCCUGGGUUGUUCUUGUUGGAAUAACCCUGUGUUACUGGUGACAUGUUCUUGGUAAUCAAUUAUGAGAUGCCCUGUGACAUAUUCAACCCAUUUUGAGGCGGUCAGGCUUUUAGCCCAGAGUGGGGUAGCUGCGUCUGAAAUGGGCUUCCUGAGGCACGGCUGCGUCUGUUGCUUGUGUGUCCUUGUGUACUGUUUGCAACAGGUAAAGACCUAGGUCUUUUCACAGGCUUCAUAUACGGCUUUUGCUUUCCUUUCUGUGAAUCAAGAUGUCGGAAAGUGGGGUUCCUGUGACUUUAGAAUUGGUGCUGCACUCAUUGUAUUGACUCCAUAUUUAUCACAUUGAAGAGUUUAAUUCUGGAAAAUCUGUUAAAUCCCCGCUGAGCAUUGCUUUUAAACUCGGAAACAAUUCAUUGUAAACUAGUGUGUCUCAUGUUCAUAUCGAGUAACCUAGGCCCAUGGACAUGUAAAACCCUUUAAUAGUCGAAAUGAGGGAGAGAAACUCAGAAGGAAGCUUCAGUCAAGAGAUUUUUGGUUUUAAUGCAAGAUGCUGAUUUCAGGCUUUUUGUGGAAAAUGUUUAGGCCAUGAUAAGAUAUAUUUUAAGGACUCUCUCAUCAGGCUCAGCACAAGAGUCUGCCUAAAUGGCCCUCUUAAGAGUUUGGCUUGUAGAUCGUCCUCGAUGAUGUAGAAAUAAGAUUGCUUGAGGAUAGCCAACUGCUUGCAUGCCGGGCUCAGAGCUUUUGGCUUGCUUCACCAUUUGUCCUUCGUAAACAAGCCGAGUGUUAUAGAUUUUGGAAGGAGUCAGCACCGAGUGGACAAAUUUUAAAGUUGCUUUAGUGUUUGGUAUGCCAAAAGUGUUACAUCCUGUCGUGAGCUUUUUUUCUUUUUCAUUAUUUUGUACAUGUUGUGAAUAGUGGGAAACAGAUUGUGUACGUGAAAUUGUGCAUUAUAUGAGACAGAUUUAAUAGAAUGUGUACUUACAGUUUAGUAGGUAUAAAUCCAGAAAAUUGAAUAAAUUAUUUGAUCGUCGAUGGUGUA
This is a messenger RNA of Acanthaster planci (crown-of-thorns starfish), 3403 nucleotides long. Its product is annotated as coiled-coil domain-containing protein 74A-like. Lineage: Eukaryota; Metazoa; Echinodermata; Asteroidea; Valvatida; Acanthasteridae. The record is from RefSeq and is a predicted model, not a curated record.